Messenger RNA from Arabidopsis thaliana (thale cress), 2835 nucleotides. RefSeq names its product auxin response factor 17 (gene ARF17). The record is from RefSeq and is marked reviewed. NCBI's taxonomy places the organism in Eukaryota, Viridiplantae, Streptophyta, Magnoliopsida, Brassicales, Brassicaceae. Gene Ontology annotation, biological process: response to hormone; regulation of DNA-templated transcription. The coding region runs from base 201 to 1991 and encodes 596 amino acids. Gene Ontology annotation, molecular function: DNA binding. Gene Ontology annotation, cellular component: nucleus. The transcript is spliced from 2 exons.
AAAAAAAUAAAAUCAAACACAAAAUCCCGUAGCAUCGUAACAGUAAUUCGCUAUUAUCUCCUCACCCUCCGCUUUCGCUUCCCUUCUCUGCCCGUUUCAAUUCCUUCUAAGACAUCACGGUCUCUCUCUAUAAAAACAGUACCUACCUCUUCUUCUUCUUCUUCAUUCGCUGACUUCGUUUACACUGAAAACAAAUACCUAUGUCACCGCCGUCGGCAACCGCCGGUGACAUCAACCACCGUGAAGUAGACCCGACGAUCUGGCGCGCUUGUGCUGGAGCCUCCGUCCAGAUCCCUGUCCUUCACUCUAGGGUUUACUACUUUCCACAAGGUCACGUUGAGCACUGUUGCCCUCUCCUCUCUACUCUUCCUUCCUCCACCUCGCCGGUUCCAUGUAUCAUCACUUCAAUUCAGUUGCUCGCCGAUCCGGUCACCGACGAGGUCUUUGCUCACCUUAUUCUUCAACCGAUGACGCAGCAGCAGUUUACUCCGACUAAUUAUUCACGAUUCGGCAGAUUCGAUGGCGAUGUUGAUGAUAACAACAAGGUGACUACCUUCGCCAAAAUUCUCACGCCUUCUGAUGCUAACAAUGGAGGUGGCUUCUCCGUUCCUCGUUUCUGUGCUGAUUCCGUCUUCCCUCUGCUUAAUUUUCAAAUCGAUCCACCGGUUCAGAAGCUCUACGUCACUGAUAUCCAUGGAGCUGUUUGGGAUUUCAGGCAUAUCUAUCGCGGUACACCGAGGCGUCACUUGCUAACAACGGGAUGGAGUAAGUUCGUCAAUAGCAAGAAGCUCAUCGCUGGAGAUUCGGUGGUGUUUAUGAGAAAAUCUGCAGAUGAGAUGUUCAUCGGCGUUAGGAGAACUCCGAUCUCAAGCAGCGACGGAGGAAGUAGCUAUUACGGAGGAGAUGAGUAUAACGGUUACUACAGUCAGAGUAGCGUUGCCAAGGAAGAUGAUGGGAGUCCGAAGAAGACGUUUAGGAGAUCUGGGAAUGGUAAGUUGACUGCUGAGGCUGUGACGGAUGCGAUCAAUAGAGCGUCUCAGGGAUUACCAUUUGAGGUGGUGUUUUAUCCGGCUGCUGGAUGGUCUGAGUUUGUUGUGAGAGCUGAAGAUGUUGAGUCUUCAAUGUCUAUGUAUUGGACUCCUGGGACUCGAGUCAAGAUGGCUAUGGAGACUGAAGAUUCUUCUCGGAUCACAUGGUUUCAAGGCAUCGUUUCCUCUACUUAUCAGGAGACCGGUCCAUGGCGUGGAUCUCCAUGGAAGCAGCUUCAGAUCACAUGGGAUGAACCUGAGAUUCUGCAAAACGUGAAGAGGGUGAAUCCAUGGCAAGUGGAAAUUGCUGCACAUGCAACUCAACUGCAUACCCCUUUCCCUCCAGCAAAGAGGUUGAAGUAUCCACAACCCGGAGGAGGGUUCUUGAGUGGAGAUGAUGGAGAAAUCCUUUAUCCUCAAAGUGGACUGUCUAGUGCAGCAGCACCUGAUCCAAGUCCUUCUAUGUUCUCGUAUUCUACAUUUCCUGCUGGCAUGCAGGGAGCCAGGCAAUAUGAUUUUGGGUCUUUCAAUCCAACCGGAUUCAUUGGAGGAAAUCCUCCCCAGCUAUUCACCAAUAACUUCUUAAGUCCGCUUCCUGAUUUGGGAAAAGUGUCGACUGAGAUGAUGAACUUUGGCAGUCCGCCAUCAGAUAACUUAUCGCCUAAUAGCAACACCACUAAUCUGUCCUCUGGAAAUGACCUGGUUGGAAACCGAGGCCCCCUUUCAAAGAAAGUUAACUCGAUUCAGUUGUUUGGCAAGAUCAUUACCGUGGAGGAGCAUUCUGAGAGCGGUCCUGCAGAGUCUGGCUUGUGUGAAGAGGAUGGCAGCAAAGAGUCCAGCGACAAUGAGACACAGUUGUCCUUAUCACAUGCUCCUCCAAGCGUGCCUAAACAUUCCAACAGCAACGCAGGUUCUAGCUCCCAAGGUAUAUUCCGAUCUCUCUCAAGUACAAUAAUCAAUUGAAUCAGUUGCUAUAAGCUUUUAUUACUGUUUUGCACAAGGCAAUUUCUCUUCCUUUCCCAUGAACUAUAUUAUGUAGAGUAGGAAACACAAUCAUGAUUUCUGAUAUGACUUGACUGAUGAUGAUACUUGUGAAAACUAUCUAUAUAUCUCUUCAGUAAUCAGUCGCCUUGAGGUAAUUGGAAUUUGGAACUUGAACAUUACUUGGAUUUUAACUUUUCAAUAGCAUAAGCUUUCCUGUUUCAUCAUAUAUGUUUCACUAUACUUGGUAUGCUUUUAUUACUGCUGAUAUUUACUAUUCCUGCUAUUUUUUUUGGGUCUCGUUAACGGUAAUAAGGACACAGAAUUGGCUCUUUUAUCCAUCUGAACUAGACAUUACUGUACAAGUAGAUGAAGAAUUAUGUGGUUCCAUUACAAAUUUGAUUUGCAGAAAGCUUGAAGCUGCUGCUUAUAGACGAUUAUAAUGUUGGAAGAUCCUGAAGCUUGGAAUGAUUUGUACUUUUCUUCUGUUUGUGUGUGUUUUGACAGGUUAAAAAGUGAAAGAAGUGGUGGAUCUUUGCUGGAAUCUCCAAGUCCUAAGUAGUAGUAGUAGUACUAUUAUAUAUAAUUCUGUUGUUUCUGCAAUUGACUUUUCUCUGGCUUUUCUUUGCCACGUGACGAUUCCGUUUUUUACUUUCUUUCUUUUUUUUUUAUCAAUUUCUCAGACACAUUUGAUGAACAUCUCGCUCUCAUCUAAUCGUUAACUAUUUUUAUUGGGGUAAAUGUCUGGAUUUGUCUUACCUAAACAUGUUUUAAGACUGAUGUUUAUGCAGAGUGAAAACAGCAAAUAAUUUAAUGCUUUAUUCAA